Messenger RNA from Cucurbita moschata (crookneck pumpkin), 1734 nucleotides. RefSeq names its product glucan endo-1,3-beta-glucosidase 7-like. The transcript has 5 exons. Bases 199 to 1614 code for a protein of 471 amino acids. Gene Ontology annotation, molecular function: hydrolase activity, hydrolyzing O-glycosyl compounds. Gene Ontology annotation, cellular component: plasma membrane. Gene Ontology annotation, biological process: carbohydrate metabolic process. The record is from RefSeq and is a predicted model, not a curated record. NCBI's taxonomy places the organism in Eukaryota, Viridiplantae, Streptophyta, Magnoliopsida, Cucurbitales, Cucurbitaceae.
CAUUCCACUUCCACUUCUCUUAACGGUGCAAUUCAUUAUUUACUGCCCUCGUCGGGCAGCCCGUUUUUCAGAAAGGUAGUGGGCCCACUGACUAUCCAUUUUACAAUAUUACCCCUGUCCUCUUCCCUUUCACUUAUUUAACUUCUCAUUCCUCUGCGUCCCGCCUCAAACAUAUUACAAGCUUUCAAUUCAACAGCCAUGGCUACCGCUCUUCUUCGUUCCACUGUUUUCUUCUUCGUUUACUUUCUGCUGAUUUUUAACAUCGCCGAUUCGCAAUCGUUCAUCGGAAUCAAUUACGGUGAAGUCGCCGAUAACCUUCCUCCGCCAUCAGCGACGGCGAAGCUGCUUCAAUCCACUUCAAUCGAGAAAGUUCGACUAUAUGGUGCGGAUCCGGCAAUCAUCAAAGCCCUAGCAAACACAGGGAUCGGAAUUGUAAUCGGCGCUGCGAACGGUGACAUUCCAGCCCUAGCAUCCGACCCGAAUUUCGCCAAAAAUUGGGUUAACGCCAAUGUAGCCCCCUUCUCUCCAGCGAGCAAAAUCAUCCUCAUCACGGUCGGGAACGAGGUGAUAACCUCCAAUGAUCAAAAUCUAAUGAAUCAGCUCGUGCCGGCAAUUCAGAACCUUCAUAACGCUCUCAAUUCGAUGUCUCUGGGUGAUAUUAAGGUUUCCACUGUGCAUUCCAUGGCGGUGCUCCGCCAGUCAGAGCCGCCGUCGUCGGCGCUCUUCCACCCGAACUAUAUGAGCGUGUUGAAGGAGCUAUUGGAGUUCAACAAUGCCACUGGAUCCCCAUUCACUAUUAACCCAUACCCAUACUUCGCCUACCGGAGCGAUCCGCGGCCGGAGACUUUGGCCUUCUGUCUUUUCCAGCCCAACGCCGGCCGCCUCGACACGAACACCAAUAUCAAAUACAUGAACAUGUUCGACGCUCAGGUGGAUGCCAUAAGAUCUGCGUUGAACUCCAUGGGAUUCAAGAACGUAGAGAUUGUGGUUGCGGAGACUGGCUGGCCGUACAAAGGCGACGGCAACGAGGUUGGUCCGAGUGUCGAGAAUGCGAAGGCAUUCAACGGUAAUCUCAUCGCGCACCUACGAUCCAUGGUUGGGACGCCAUUGAUGCCGGGAAAAUCAGUGGAUACAUAUCUGUUUGCGCUGUACGACGAAGAUUUGAAGCCUGGGCCUGGUUCUGAGAGAGCUUUCGGCCUGUUCAAGCCUGAUCUUACCAUGACUUACGACAUUGGUCUUUUGAAACAUGGCCAGAACACUCCAGCUGCUCCUAAAACACCUGUGACGACGCCAUCGUCCCCAGCAAAUCCAUCAGCAAAAGCACCAAAGGCAGGAGGAGGCUUAUGGUGCGUGCCUAAGGGCGGCGUAUCAAACGCCCAGCUUCAAGCCAACUUGGACUACGCCUGCGGCAGAGGGAUCGAUUGCAGCGCCAUUCAAACCGGCGGCGCCUGUUUCGAGCCAAACACCAUCGUCGCACACGCCACCUACGCCAUGAACCUCUUCUACCAGACCGCCGGUCGAUAUCCAUGGACCUGUGACUUCUCCCAGUCUGCCACUCUUUCCUCCAACAAUCCAAGCUACAAUGGCUGCAAUUAUCCUGGUGGGAGCACGUGAUGCAACGAGAAUAACGGGAUUAUUAUGAAUAUCCAUAUUCCAAUUUCCAGCUCAUUAAAUAUGUAUAUUUUCUUAUGGUUUUGAAUUUUUCAAAUAAUUAUGUAUAUUUUCCGUUGUAAA